AUUAAGCAAGCACUCAUGAGUAGUUUGGCUAAUAAUGGAGUGGCAAGUGCUACUGCUAGUAGUACUGAUGAGCUUAUUGUUCAAUCUCAACUUCAUGUGCGGAAUCACAUAUUGCAGCUCAUGAACUCCAUGGUACUAAACUGUGCAAUUCAGUUAGGCAUCCCAGAUAUCAUUCACAACCAUGCUCAACCCAUAACCCUUUCCGACCUUACCUCAGCACUCAAUGUCCACCCUUCGAAAUCUCGCUUCCUCUACCGCCUCAUGUGCAUUUUAGUCCAACAAGGAUUUUUCACCAAACACAACGACGUUCAUCAUGGGAUAGUUUAUUCCCUAACACCAUCUUCCAAGCUUCUCCUCAAGGACGGGCUAAUGACAACGUUCUUGCUUCUCCUGCUCGACCCUCUGUUGACUUCCCCUUGGCACUUACUUGGCACAUGGUUCCAGAACUGCGCUUCUACCCCAUUCGAGAUGGCGCAUGGCAUGUCGUUUUUCGAUUUGGUGGCUCAUGAACCAGUGUUUGGUAACAUGUUCAAUGAAGCCAUGGUUGCUGACUCGAAGCUUGUUUCAAGGGCAGUGGUUAAAGAGUGUCAAGGAGUGUUUGAGGGUUUGAAGUCUCUUGUUGAUGUAGGAGGUGGUAAGGGAACCAUGGCAUCUGCCAUUGCCGAUGCAUUUCCACAAAUAAAAUGCACUGUAUUGGAUCUACCUCAUGUCAUCGAAAACUUGAAAGGGAGCAACAACUUGGACUUCAUUGGAGGAAACAUGUUUGAGCAAAUACCUCCAGCAAAUGCAAUUCUACUCAAGUGGAUUCUGCAUGACUGGAAUGAUGAAGAGAGCGUGGAGAUACUGAAAAGGUGUAGAGACGCAAUCCCGAGCAAAAGCGAUGGAGGGAAGGUCAUCAUCAUAGAAAUGGUCGUGACUGUAGAUGAUGACAAGAAGAUGAAUAACAAGUCGACUGAAACACAAUUGUUCUGGGAUAUGUUGAUGAUGGUCUGUCUUACCGGCAGAGAACGCACUGAAAAGGAUUGGGAGAAGUUGUUUUUGGCUGCAGGAUUCAGUCACUACAAGAUUACUCAUACACUGGGUAUUAGGUCUUUCAUCGAAGUUUACCCCUAAAAAUGUUCAACUACUUCAAGAAAAGCAACUUAUUGAUAUAAAACAUAUUUAAGAACCCAAAAUCGGAGUGUAAAAUAUAAUGCAAAUACUCCAAGAAGUCGUUUGCACUCUUGUAAAUACCAGUUGCCUGCUUGGUAACCUGUGAAGCUUCCAAUAAUUAGCUCUUAAUUAGCCUCUUACGGUCUUACCCAGUAACAUGGCCAUCUGUGUUGGGUUUGGUAUUAAGUAGAAAGAAAAUAAUUAAUCAUCUUGUAUGUGCAUCUUUCUGUAUGAUGUUGUAUCAUUUAAGCAUUAAGAUGAGUAGAAAUUAAGGUAUUUCAGGGCUGGACCAA
This is a messenger RNA of Fragaria vesca subsp. vesca, 1445 nucleotides long. Its product is annotated as trans-resveratrol di-O-methyltransferase-like. The transcript has 2 exons. The record is from RefSeq and is a predicted model, not a curated record. Bases 16 to 1113 code for a protein of 365 amino acids. Lineage: Eukaryota; Viridiplantae; Streptophyta; Magnoliopsida; Rosales; Rosaceae. Gene Ontology annotation, molecular function: O-methyltransferase activity; S-adenosylmethionine-dependent methyltransferase activity; protein dimerization activity. Gene Ontology annotation, biological process: methylation.